AUGGCCAACUUCCGCCAAUUCCGCCCAGAUGAUCUCAACAAAUUCUCAAAGUGCAACCUCGACCCCUUUACAGAAACAUACGAACUUGGAUUUUACUUGCAGUACCAUGCAAAGUGGCCAUCGCUCUUCCAGGUCGCCGAAGAUCAGCAUGGCAACAUAAUUGGAUACAUCAUGGGCAAACUUGAGUCCUCACCAGACUACUACAAGUUCUCAGAGCACUACCUCCCUUGGCACGCCCACAUCACCGCAGUCACCGUAGCGCCCGAGGCUCGUCGUCUGGGCAUUGGCAAGAUGCUUACGGAGCAGCUAGAGGCCGCUGCUGACGCCAACGAUGCCUGGUUCGUCGAUCUGUUUGUGAGAAGCACCAACCACAAGGCCAUCCAGUUCUACAAGAGCAUGGGCUACAGCAUCUUCCGCACCGUCAAGGACUACUACGGCGACCACUCGAGCGACCCGACCAAGUCGUCGGAGGAUGCCUACGAUAUGCGCAAACCCAUGAAGAGAGACGUCAAGAAGGAGCACAUUCGGGAAGAUGGCGAAAAGUUCGAGGUAGACCCGAGCGAUGUGUGGUGA
Molecule: messenger RNA, 573 nt
Organism: Neurospora hispaniola
Lineage: Eukaryota; Fungi; Ascomycota; Sordariomycetes; Sordariales; Sordariaceae
Product: acyl-CoA N-acyltransferase
Exons: 2
Coding region: 1-573 (190 amino acids)
Biological process (GO): N-terminal peptidyl-methionine acetylation
Cellular component (GO): NatB complex
Molecular function (GO): protein-N-terminal amino-acid acetyltransferase activity
Source: RefSeq, a predicted model, not a curated record